Messenger RNA from Andrographis paniculata, 1109 nucleotides. Its product is annotated as stromal cell-derived factor 2-like protein. The coding region runs from base 148 to 810 and encodes 220 amino acids. The record is from RefSeq and is a predicted model, not a curated record. NCBI's taxonomy places the organism in Eukaryota, Viridiplantae, Streptophyta, Magnoliopsida, Lamiales, Acanthaceae. The transcript is spliced from 6 exons.
UUUAGUUUUUUCUCCGUCUAUCGCUUCCGCCUUGACCUUCUCCUUCACUUCGGCAUCUGCACCGUCGCCGCAGCCGCCGCCGCCGGAGAUCGAGAAAGGUGAAGUGAGCUCUAAUUUCGGUCUGGACGCGGUCCUCUGUUACCUGUUAUGGCGAUUUCGGUUUUCGGCUUCACGGUUUUGACGGUGAUUACAGUUAUCGCCGAUUACGCUUCGGCUCCUGUUUCCGCCGCCUCCGAAGGCGUUCAGGUUACAUAUGGUUCGGUGAUCAAGCUAAUGCAUGAGAGGACAAAGUUCCGGCUUCAUUCACAUGAUGUUCCUUACGGCUCCGGCAGUGGGCAGCAGUCGGUUACUGGUUUUCCGAAUGUUGAUGACUCUAACAGCUACUGGAUUGUGAGGCCUACACAAGACUCAUCUGAAAAACAAGGAGAUACGAUCAAAAGUGGCACGCUCAUUAGGCUGCAGCAUAUGAGAACUAGGAAGUGGUUGCACAGCCACUUACACGCAUCCCCGAUAUCCGGAAAUUUGGAGGUGAGCUGCUUCGGCAAUGACGGGCAGUCUGAUACGGGGGAUUAUUGGAGACUCGAGAUCGAGGGGAGUGGAAAGACGUGGAGACAAGAUCAACGAGUCCGGCUUCAGCAUGUAGACACAGGAGGGUACCUUCACAGUCAUGACAAGAAAUACAACCGUAUCGCCGGGGGCCAGCAGGAGGUUUGUGGUGUCCGGAAGAAGCAAGCGGAUAAUAUUUGGCUGGCUGCCGAGGGUGUCUAUCUUCCAUCGGCUACGGCUACGGCUACGGCUGAAAGCAAGUGAGAUCAGCUGAGAUUUUUCGACAACCUUAUAGACGUUAUUUGGUUAUUCAUUGUACUUUUGUCGCUCGCCGUUGCCGUCGCGGUCGUCGACAUCUAAUAGAGCUGCCUGCUUGCUUAGGCCUAAGAGAUGGAGAAAGUUUGAAGUUAAAAGAUGGUUGGACUGUAAUUUGAAAACACCUGUAGUUCCAAGACUAAUGCUUUGUUUAGACAAGCACUUUGUACUGUUUGGCACUAUCCCAAUUUUAAAGAAAUACGAUAUCAAGUUUUUACACAAAUAUCAUAUCAAAUACUCUUUCCAUA